CCUCUGGGCAUUGUCUGGAGCAUAUAUCUGACCCUCCAGAUGAUCCCCAGAUCCCGCAACACUUGAUGCUUCAAUCAAAGGACACAUUAUCAGAAGUAAGUAAUGUGUCAAGGAGGAUAAAAAGAUUAGACUCAUUUUCUACAGACCAGUCCAAUAGUCUAGGUGAAUAUGGAUCCAAAUGGGCUGUGCCUCCCAUUCCUCCAAGGCAAGUGAUAACACAAAAUACAACGCCACCUUUAGAAUCCUGCACUGAAUCUGUAAAACGUAUGAGUGUUUCGUGUCCAGCUGCAGCGGGGAUAGGCAAAGAGCCAAUUGACGGCAGAUUAAGUAGUAUUAGGAGAGCAAGAAAUAUGUCAUGGGAAAAUGGAAAUAGAGCGGAAAUGACACUGAAAGAAACAAAGCAUCCCAAAACAGUUGCUUCAAAUGUGAGAAAAUCUGUUGCACAAGGACUACGGCUGAACAUCGAAGACCAAAGGGCAUUAGAAAGUAAAAAGAAAACUGUUGAGAGUCAGGGCAAGUCUUGUGUUUCCGUCUGUCUCCCACCUCACUCUGACAUAGAUAGACGAAUAGAAGGAGGAAAAAAUAAAACCAGGCUAAUAAAACCAGCCCCAUCUUUUAUGUCGCCCAAACGCCAGGAGCCAAUUGAAAAAUCUACUAGUGGAGCUAUCACAAAGAGUUUGAAGAAAGUCAAGGAAUGUCGAAUGCAAGAAGAGGAGGAAGUUAAAAUGGCAAAAGCCAUGCCUUUGAGUGAGAUGAAAUCAUCAAGUUCACAUAAAAUCCAUUUGUCUGUCAAGGGACAAGAGAAAAAGAUACAAGAGACCAAAGGUGAACCAAGUGCAGUUCUGACCAGCACCAGCACUUCCAUACCUGCUCCUCCUGUAAAACUGGGGACAAGAAUUAAGAAGACAGACUUUGACAUCACAACAUUCCUUCUUCCAAAAUUAGCACGUAAGUCUUCAGUAGAUGCAGUACAAAAGGCUUGUGAAGUGUCCAGUGUAGUUGAUGCACGCGUGCUACCCCAAAAUGAGGAGAGUGUAAAGAUAGCAGUCAAGGAUUACACAGUGCAUCUAACAAAUAAAGAACUGAAAGGCAAGCACACAUUCUCACAGCACACCCUACUGAAUCUUAAAGAGCAGGGGAGCAAGGACUCAGGUGGGGGAAAGGAAGAGAGGAUGGAUGGAGAGCAUGAAGGUAAACAAGAAGUAGUUCUGCCCACCAACUGGGCUUCUGUGUAUUCUCUAACUCAUCAUGAGUCGGAUGUAAGAAUAGAAGGAAAAGAAAACAUACCCGGAAUAAUGAGCUCUGCUAGUUCACAACCACAGCUGCAGAAAUCUUUUGAUGACGAGAAAGUGAAACAUACAAAGUCGAUUGAAGGUGAGAACCCCAUUGAUGGAAAGAUAGCACAAGAGUACACGUCACCGCGUGGGGCUGAGGGAGAAUUUGGAGAUAGGACAUCUAUACUGUGUCCCAAGAGCAUGACUCCGAAAGCAAAUACUUUACCACUUCCCAAGGUGCUCAGUACAUCUAAGGGUUGUGGCCCCCAAAUUAAAGAAACACAGACAAAAGACACAAGAGACAGGUGGGAGGCUGUACAGGAAAAGCAAAGUGAUCUAGAUGAAGUUUUACCGAAGCCUUUUCUACCUCACAUUAAAAAUAACCAAAUAGGAGAAGGCAGUAAGUCCUUCCUUCUACCCUCAUGGUAUAGGCAGUCACCAUGUUUAGAGCAUUUCAAGUUUAUAGAGUCACCUUUGAAGGAAACCUCAAACAAUGCAAGAACAGAAAACACGAAGAAGAAAAAGGUUAAAGAAAAAAAGGACAGAAUGAAUUUCAAGCACACAACCUUGAAGUCUAAGAAGUCACAACUGCUCCAUCUACUCCAAACAAAGACAGUGCAGGUGAACAUCAAAGAGAGCACAGAAGGGGAAACGGAAGCUAACAAGGAGGGGUUUGUGAUCCUGUGUUCUGUGAUGGUCAGUGAGCCAGGUCCCAUGCUCACUUCAUCAACUUGUCCUAAGUUGGACACAGAAAAAGAAGAAGAAGGUCAAAGAUUUGGAAGCGCCAAGCCACAUCAUGAACUCCAGGAAGCAUUGCCUGCAGGGAAGAUAACACCUACAGAGUCAACAAAAUGCCAUGUAAAGGGCGGGGAAGAGGAUCUACCAGAGAAAGAAAAGGCCAGAGAGCAGAUAAUGGUGGCAAAUGGCUUCCUACACCCUCAUAGGGGAGAUUUGAAGACAAAGGCAACAUCACCUCCACUUGUGUUCAGUGUCACUGAGCACAACGCUAUGAACAAGAGAAAGGUGCUGAUGGGGAACACUGAGGAGGACGCAAAGCAACACCAGGGAAGAGCUGGCCCCACCAUGGCUCUGAUGAAAUCUCUUCCUCCUAUGCUUCAUACCCCUUGCCCUAGACCGGAAACAAGGCCUGAAGUAGACCAAGACACACUUGCAAAGGCAGGAUUCCCUUCACAACUCAAGCUUCCCAAGCCACUUCAGGCAGGGAACUCCAGAAAGGUAGAUACUCAUGGGGACAAUGACUCGUGUGAUGCAAACAUAAAGGCUGCUCAAUGUACAUCACAUGAAAAGGCACAUGAAGUAAAACUAGACAAGAAAGGUAGAGCAUCCUCCCAAGUAAUGACUGCCCGAGCAGAGACAUCCCCACUUGGUAGAAAGAAACUACCUUUGAAUAUUGUAGAGCAAAUGGGAAAUGUGGGGGAAGGCAAAAUCCAGCCAGAGAUGGUUCGUAGAAACAGUUUUGCAUCCAUGCCUCCUCUUCUUCACCAUAAGUGGGAUGUAAGGGUGAAAGAAAAGAAAGACACACUAAGAAUACCAAAACCUUAUUUUGUACCAUCAGAGAUUCAGAGUCCAUGGGAUCCAGAUGAAGAAUCAUGUACUAAGUCAUUUGAUGACUAUAUGCUAAAAGGGACUGGUAGAAAGAAAAUAAAUACAGAAGAUAAAAUGCUACACAAAUAUAUAACUCUGAAGGCAAAGAAAUUACUAGUCCUACACAUGCUUAAUAGGGAAGCACUGAAGAGGAAAAUUAAAGAGCAAGAGAGAGAGGUGCAGGCAGAUAAAAGCGAUCUAGCAAUAAGUCUGAGAAGUAUCUACAGUUCUGUGUUUACCCUGCCGUAUUUUAAAUUUGAUACAACAGAAGAGGGGGGACAGGUAGAAAGAAUAACACAAUUGCCUCUCUCUCAACCACAAUCCCAGGAGCCACCUGAUGCAGCCAAACUAGCACAUCAAGAAGCAGUCGGUUCAGAAGUGUCAAAUUACGCAAAAGAAUUGAAAGAAUGGAUGCAACAGAAAGAAGAGAAAGAUCCAGAGAAAAGUCUUGGUGUGGAUAAUGCAGUGAGUCCCAGUGUUGUGGAUUUGAAGGCUAAGGAGUCUGCUGGUUUACUUAGAAGCAGUCAGAAGGAUCUUUGCUGGAAAACUGGAGAGCAAGAGGGAGAGAUUCAGGGGGCUACCUAUGAGCCAGAUGGUGUACUGUCGGCUAACACUUGUAGUUCUACAUCUCCUCCACUUUCCCUUAAUGUGAACACAAGAAACGAAGAGAGCAGACAGACAUCGUCAGGAAUCUCUUUGUCCCAAGUCCACUUCCAGGCAUCAUCAGAUUCGGAAGAAGUGGCACAUGUAGGGUCAGUGACGGAGGCUGUUUUAAUCACCUCACCAACUGCAGAAGCAUCUAUGACGCCACAGGCAAAGGAAGAAAAUGAAGUAAAAAGAUUGAACCUCGUGUUCUCUAGCCAUCAAGAAAAGAAGAUGCAAGAAAGUCCAGCUGGACCAGGUGUGGCUCUGACCAAACCUAUUUCCUUCUCCUCCCCCCCACCCCUCAAAUUACAUCAAGAGAGACAAGUAAAUGAUGAAAUACAAGACCUUAAAUAUUCUGUUUCCCCUGAAGAAGUCGUAACUCCAGAGUCAAGCUGGAGGGACAGCAUGCAAAAUAUUCAAAAUGAGAAAUGUACGUUUCAGAAAGAAACGGUGGCUAGGAGAGGUUGGGUGCAUCUCACCACUGUAGCCUUGAAGUCGAAGAACUCAUCUUCGUCACAUGUGCUCUACAGGUCAGAAUUGCAUCUGCAUAUUGGAGGGCAAGUACAGAGGAGGUCUGGAGGCCAAGGUAAGCCUCCUGAUAGAGUAUUAAGAAAAACUUGUGUUUGCAAGCCUCCAACUCACCUUGGUUUGGAUAAAGGCACUCAAGUAGAUGAGGAAACACUUGGAAUUCCAAGACCCUUUUCACUUCUACUUCCAAUGCUUUCAGCAUCGUCAGAUGCGAAGAUAAGAGCUGGAGAGACAAUUACAGUUGGUGAUGAUGAAAGUAGAAGCAGCCAGCAGGUAUCACAGAAAGAAAAAACGUGUGAGGUAAAAAUCGUGGAUCUGAGGAUCAAAGUGCAGCACAGAGAAGCAAGGGUCUCACCCAUUUCACGUUUCCUUCAGACAAAGGGAUUGGUGUUGAACAUCAGAGAGCCAAAGGAAAGCAGGCACAUAGGGAAGGUUGAACCAUGUAUGGCUCUGACAAGGACAUUUCUUUCCAUCCCAGAAGAACUUCCCCUAUAUCUGGAUUUAGGGAGUGAAACAGACAAAGGAGGAAUCGGAGGACCCUUAAAUCCCCAGAAAAAUCCACAGAAAUCAUUGGUUACAGGAAAAAGAGUGAUUGCAGAGACUCUCCCUGGUGGUUGUGAGCUCAUUGUUAAAAAGGCAGAGCGCUUGGUAACAAAAGAGGCCACACAACCAUGGGCCUCAAGCUUCACCCUCACUACGCAGCUGACGAAGAAGCCUUCCCAGGUCACAGCUGAAGGCGGUUUGAAACAACUGGUUUUAAACUCCCAGCGUGAAAAUAUGUGUUUCACAGGAUUUGGCACCAUCACAAGUGAGAAAAGACUAGGGUGUCUUUUUAUAGAGCAAACAGCUAGGUCAGGAAAAUACAAAAUGGAAACUUUUCCUGUGUGUUUUCCCAACCCCAGGAUGCAGCUGACAGAACUUGAAGAUCCAAAGAAAGAAAGGAAAACAAUGAGCAACUUAGGUAAUAAACGAAAUCCUACGGUUUUAGUUUCACAGCCACAGAAAAUAUCUAAGGGUGGGUGUGUCAUAGCUGCCACCCCUGCGAGCUCAAAAGGGCUUCUGGUUUCAGAGUCAGAUACCCAACAAGAAACGCUAUCAAAAUCACCUCCAGGAUAUGAAGGGGGUCUAUGUAAAUUUGAUCACCCAGAUAAAGGUUUCCAAGGUAAUGAGAAAAUGAGAAAACUGUUUUCUCCUCAAACAUUUACUUCGCAGAGACGAGGAUCACUCAGAAAGAGAAUGACCACACAUACCAGUGCCCCCCAAAAUACGAAAGAGCAAGAAGUUCUGACGAAAAAGCAAAUGGUGCUGCAGUCUGGACAUGAGCCCAGGACUGCGCUGAACUCAAAUGUUUCUUCUUUUCAGUUUCCGCUUCAAAGCAGAAAACAGAAGAUGCUCUUAGAAAUUGGUGCAUACAGACAAACUAUAGUAUUCCCCGGCGUACAAAUACUACCAGGAGUGCGCAUGGAAUUUGGCGGUGUUCAAAGGAGAAAGGAGCAGCAGACGCUUGUGCCGGGUCAAGAGAAAUACAUUCUAGAAUCGCUUCAGGAACCUCUUCCUUCCUGCUGGCCUGGGCCACUUCAAACUACAGAUUUGCAGGGCGGGAAUGAAAGGAACACACAUGCUACCAUCGGGAUGGAGCACAGGAAACUAGAAAUGGAAAAAAGGAAGUUAAAAAGAGGCCCAAAUAUAGUUCAUCUGGAAGAGAACAAAAUAGAACUGUACAAGCACACCAUGGUCAACAUAGAGGAGAAAGUAAAAACAGACCGAAAAAAUACUGCAAACCAGAAUGCUCCAUCUUAUAAGGUAGAGAAAUCGCGAGCUCUGAGUCACAUAAUCUCCUGUAAAGCAAAGCGCUACUCAGUCAAGGGAAAACAUAAGAAGAGACGAGAAUCACCCGGUGCAAAACAAAAUAUGUGGGCACAAGAGUUGUUUCAAAAAGAUGAUAUGGGUUCUUUUUAUGCCUAUAUUCCUUUACCUCUCAAGUUUGAAGGCCAAAAAAACAGAUUAGCAAUAGCAGAUUUGAGAAGAGAAGUGAGCCCCUAUGACUUAACUUUGAAAAUCCCCAAUCACCCAGUUAAACAGAUUCUUAACAGCACUCCAAGCAAUAGAAAGAAAUUGGAAUGUAGCAGUGUGUGGAGUAAAGAUAUCCCACAAAUCUCUAUCAGAAGUCUUUCUAUUUCCGUGAUGAGUCCACCUCAAACUGAUGAGAUAGUCAAACCUGAGGAACAUCGAGGAAGCAAAAAGAACAUCUGUCUUUCUGAAUUCCAGAAGAAAUCAUCAAAGAUAAAUAUAAUUGUUGAGAGGAGUUCCAGUCCUCUGAAAGACAGGAACUGGAAUGCGACAGACACAGUUUCACCAGAUUCCCAACACCUCGGGGCAUAUAAACAAGUUUCAGCGUCACCUCGUGUCCCAUCAGAAGCAAACCUCAGUGGUGAAAGAGAUAGAACUGCAAAUCCACAAACAGAAGAAAAGGCUUUCCCUUCUCCUGAUGUUGCAAGCAUCACAAAAGGGCCUGACUUAUUUAUGAUGGGUGAAGGAGAAGGAGAAGGAGAAGGAGAAGGAGAAGGAGAAGGAGAAGAAGGAGAAAAGAAAGCACCCACACCUAUUCUGACACCCACAUCUGUGUCUGGAGAACCAAAGGAAUAUGUGGAAAACACCAGGGAAAGUGCCGUAAAGAGAACCAUUUCCUCUUUACAAGUCAAAGAAGCUCACCAUGAGACACAGCUCUGGGAUACGGUGGACAGUGUCUCGAUAUCUGAGCACGGGGACCAGAGUGAACUUAGGCAGGACUCGAACGCUCAGAAUGUCCUCCCACAGAAAAUAUCUCCAGAGCCUGUGCUUACAGCACCUCUGAUUCAAAGCAGUGAGAUAAAAGUGGUGGCAGGCACUACAAGUGCAGAAGAAAGUCUCCAACCUCUUUUUGAAGCAAUUCAAAGUAUCUUUGAGUCCCAGAUAAAACACUUGAUCCAGGGCAAAGUUUAUAACGAUUUAUUGGAAGCAAUAAGAGCCCAUAAAAUUGAGUGGAAACCGCCAGCUUUUGUAGGGGCUCCCGCUACAACGGCAUCACUGCGUUCCCAACUGCAGACAGCACCCAUGUCGGAACAUAUGACUUUCCAAGAGAAAAUGAGGCUCAGAAAUCACUUAGAGUCUAAAGCGGUUGAAAUAAAACUGAAUUUGUUACCUGAGAUGGUGAAACGGUCCUCCCCAAAAUUCAACCUUCACGCAAGACAUGAAGCUGUUGCAGAACAUGACAACGGGAGGUGCCAUCCAAAACAAAAAAACAUGUGUCUUGUGACCAUAGAAGGUGCAGAGACUAUAGAGCUGAACUUACAACACAAAUGCCAAAGAGACUCCUCUCCCGUCAUGAAAAAUGUGACUAUUAACGUCUCGAGUGACAGAGAAGAGAUAAUCACAAAGGUAAAGGGUACCGGUAAGCUAGAAAGUGAGACAUCUGAGGUGUUCUUGCCUCAGGUCCUCCAAAAGUACUCAAUAAAAGAUAAGGACAAACUUCUCAUACACUUUUCUAUGAAAGCCAUGGAGAUCCAAAUGGAAUCCUUUCCCAGAAAUGUAAGAGAAUCUUAUGCAAUGGCCACAGUCCAGGAUGGAAAGGAACCAUUAUCUAAGUGCAGGUAUCCUGCUGCGGAAGUUUCAAAACAGAAAAACAGACUUGUGUUAUUGUGUGAUGAAGAGUCUCUUAAUCAAGUCGAUCUGGAUUUACAGUACAAAUACUUUUGUUUCCACCCAGCGUUUCCUAGUAAAAGGAUGUUCCAAAAGCCAAAUCUACUCCCUAGACAUAUUCUUAAAUUAAACACAGCUGCACUUUGUCAAAAAGUCGACAACAGGGCAGAGAGCGGGGAUCUUUCUGUCCAGACAGCACAGUUGGAAAAGCACAUUUCUUUCAAAAAGCAAAGUCCUCACGACAGUUUGUCAUUAAUCACAAGUGUCUUGGAGCCGAGCCCCAUGUGUGUUCCAGACCUUGGACAAGUGGACACAAGGCAGAAAGGCACAGCUGUUCAUUCAGAGGGAAAACUUCCUGGGACUCCAGAAAAAGAAAGGCAAUGUCAUGUAUGGUUUCAAGAAGCCGAUUUAUGUCAGUUUUGUGAUUCAUCAACCCCAGCCCAGAAAGAUGCUGGGAAUGUCGAGGAAUCCCAGUCAACUCUGCUUCCUGAAGAUAGUGUGGAGAAUCAGACAGAUCUGGAGACUGCAGCUGCCCAGGAGGAAUUCUUGUCUCUUGGGGUGCAGGACAGUGAGGAAUGUGUGUUUCUGGAACUCAAGCCUUAUCUAGGUAGGGAGUCAGAAAAGAUCUUAUAUGAGUUACAGACAGGCAUCCCUUUGGAAAAUCUCCACAAGUUGACAGAAAUCAAAAUUGACUCACAGCCAGUUCGAAGUGACAUUUCAGGCUCCCAUCCUAGUAGAAUCUGCCGAAAGCAUGCCUUACUGGGGAAGCAACCUUCCUCUGAGCCCCGAAAAAGCAGAAAAUAUAAGUCGCCCUCCAUGAGAUGGUCUCCUGACAGCGGGUGUCACAGUUCAUUUCAAACUGUCCUAGUUCCAUCAGGGCCAUCUUCUCACGAGAACCUCUCCUGGACUACAAAGAGUGGAAACGUAGUGCCCUUAACCGAGUCAAAUAUUAAACUGCACCUUGCCAAAAGCCAAGGCAGGCCCCAUAAGCAUGUGGAAAGCAAAGCAAGGUGGAGAACCAGAUUGGAAUUAUCUAGAAAGAACAACAGCCACUCGGGUUAUGACCGCAGCUAUCUAUCAAGUAAGGAGAAACACACAAGAAUCCAGGUAGUCCAUGGUCACGAGUCUGAAAAGUCAGAUAAUUCCCCGAGCAAUUGCAAUUCCACAUCAAAAUCCAACCAAGAGGAUAUCAGCUUAUUUUAUGAAGGGAAGCUCAACCAGCCAUUUUUUUAUGCCUGCGUGCCAGCAGAUACCCUCGAGAUCAUACCCAAAACCAUUCGCUGGGUUAUUCCGCCCAAAACUCUAAGGAAGAGAAACUUUCGAGUUCCCGUGGUGGUAAAUAUUUCAAGGACUUGCAACAUAUGGAGUUCUCCCAAAAAGUUGUUGGAGUCAGUCUUGGAGACCUUCAACCGAGUCCAUCACCAUUAAUGUCACCACCUCUAGACUCACCUGUUGUGCACAGCUUGUCACGGUGAUAUUCUAUGAUAAAUAAAAUCAUGUCAAGUCAGGU
Erinaceus europaeus (western European hedgehog) is the source of this 9240-nucleotide messenger RNA. RefSeq names its product coiled-coil domain containing 168 (gene LRTM3). The coding region runs from base 66 to 9158 and encodes 3030 amino acids. The record is from RefSeq and is a predicted model, not a curated record. NCBI's taxonomy places the organism in Eukaryota, Metazoa, Chordata, Mammalia, Eulipotyphla, Erinaceidae. The transcript has a single exon.